AUGACCGCAAUCGGGGAGCGACCGGUCAGCGUGACCUGGGCGCUUUGCAUAGCGUUCGAACGGCCGUUGCAUUUCAGCGUCAUUACGCUUCUCAUCGUUGGAUUGGGCGUCAAGCGAUUCAGGCCAGGAGCGAAGCCGUUCGAGAAGACUCUCGUACCGGCCCUGAACCGCUACUACCAGCCGCGGUCGUCUCUCUUGCGCACGGCAUUCUUUUGGUACAGCAUCCGCACGACGCAAUGCGCAUGUCCUGGUAUCGAGGCCUUCUUGCCCAUAUUCGCACACAUGUGCGUGACCAUGCUCCAGUAUGACAAGUCGGCGGAGCUUGAAGCGAGACAAACCACGCAGAAUGGCCUCUCUUUACCACCGAUCCUGGCCUAUGUCCUGUCGUCUUUCAGCUCGCUCGUGUGGGCUCUGGCUUCGAUAUUCGCCCUGUCAAAUGCGCGCGUAUCGACGGGCACGGUCUGUUCGAGCGAACUGGCGACAUUUUACGCCCAACUCUGCAUGUGCGCCCUCGACGCCGUCAUUCUCACACUCAUCGCCCGCAUGCGCAGCCGCGAAACCGAAAGCGAUAGCGAUGCCACCGAUAACUUAGCCACAGCCUUCAUAUUCGCGGGGAUCUGCGGGAUAGUCUUGGCUGUGCCGUCGUGGCUUAGCGACUCGGGCUUCUUCUUGGCCUUUAGGAUUGGGCUUGGCGACCUUGUCCGUCUGCUGGUUGACUCGACGGUCGCUGCGCUCGGGGUUCUUUGUGGAAUCUCGAUGCUGCGAGACUUCAGCCCUACGACCGUGGCGCUGUUGGUCUCCGAGGUAGGCUUGUUUGGCUUCCUCGUCCCGCGCUUCCGCUUCGCCACGCCGCUGUCACACGAUGCCGAAAUCCAGGUUGGCCAAGGUGCCCUUCUGGCUGCUGUCUUCGCCGCCGUCCUCUGGCGAAUCGCUGUGCCCGCCUCGCAUUCUCCCCACUCGCACGCAGCCGGCACGGGGCUCAAAUGGCUCUUCAACUGCCAUGUUGGCGCGGUCGUCUUAACCGUCCUCUGCGCCACGCUUACCCCGAGCAGGCCAACUGGCCAGCCGCUGUUCGAAGCCGUGGAGCAGCUCGUUGCAUCUGCAAAGACGGCCAAAGAGGCAUGGCUACUACAGGCCGGAGCCAGCAAGUCUCUCGGCUCCGCGGUGGCAGAGUACAAACGCCGGUAUAACAUGGUGCCGCCGCCCAACUUUGACAAGUGGUACGAGUUUGCCACCCGGGCCGGAUCGCCCGUCAUGGACGACUUUGACCAGAUAUACAACGACGUCCUGCCGUUUUGGGGCGUCGAGCCAGCCGUGUUGCGCGGGAGGACGGCGCACUUGCUCGAGCACCCGACGCUGGAAAUGGGCGGCAUGAGGAUCCAGGGGGGCAAGGUGUAUCAGUCACCGCACAUCCCGGGGACGCACCGAUGGAUGGCCGAGGCGCUGGAGAGGAUGAUUGAGCCGUUUGCAAAGUGGCUGCCGGACAUGGUGCUGGCCAUAAAUCUGGCUGACGAGUGUCGCGUUGCGGUACCGUUCGAGGAGAUGCAAUACCUCAAGGCUCGGGCCAAGGCCACGACGUCUCGCCUAUCGCAAGCAUCCACGGAAAAGUCCCUGGUUCCCGAUACGCUGCUAGAGAAGUCAGCUGUCCGAAAAUGGGCUUCCGACUUUCCCGAGCCGACGACGCGCCGAACUCGUCCUGGCUCAUUGACUUCCCCCUACUUUACCAACAACAUCCGCAAGCAAAUAUUCUACGACUGGCUCGCUGCGACUUGUCCGCCGACGUCACCGGCUCGCAACACACACUGGUGGGACUGGAGCACGCUCUGCACGUCCUGUCUCGCGCCUCACUCCCUCCCCGUCACAAUCGCCGAACCCCCCGGCUCUGCCUCUAGGUCCGGCCUCAUCUUAUCCAACGCAACCCUCGCCCGCGAUCCAUGCCACCAGCCCGACCUCGCAUACCUCGACGGCUUCACUCUGUCCCCCGCCGCCAUGGUCAGUACGCGCACGCUCUUUCCCGUCUUCAGCCAGGCGCGCGUGGGCGGCUUCGCAGACCUGCUGAUUCCCUCACCUUGGGACUUUGCCGACAAGAGCCCGUACAAGCCAGACGAGGAUAGGGAGUGGGAGGCUAAAGAGAAUGGGCUAUACUGGCGCGGGACGGGGAGCGAUGGGUUUGCGGCGCAUGGGGCUUGGGCCGGGUUUUUGCGCGCCAGACUCGUGCACGAGGCGUACGAGCAGCAACAUCGACUAGAGCUCUCGCCGUCGAGCGACCUGCGUGUGAACGUCUCCUUUGUGGGAGAUAUCUCUAAAUGCGACGCGGGAGACUGCGCAACGCAGCUUGCUACGUUCUCACGCUGGGGCACCGCAGUCUCUUCCAACACCUCAUCACUCCAAGGGGCGCCGACACCCGACGACAUCCCCACGAAGUUGCCUUCCGCCUUGCCGUUCGAGGAGAACUGGCGCUUCCGCCACCUCAUGGACAUGGACGGCGCGGGCUUUAGCGGGCGUUUCCGAUCAUUUCUGCAAAGCUGCAGCUUGCCAUACCGCGCCGCCCUGUUCCACGCGUGGUACGACGAGCGAGUCUUUUCGUGGGUCGAUUACGUCCCGGUAGACGUGCGGCUAGGCGACGGGUUCUGGGGCGUGCUCAAGUAUCUGGCAGGCGUUCUUGAUCAGGACAACGAGAUCGGAGACAAAGCGGGAGCCGGUCAGGGGCCGCGAACGGCACGAAAGAUUGCCGAACAGGGGCGGGACUGGGCGUCCAAGGCUCUCCGCAAGGAGGACAUGCAGGUGUACCUCUUCCGGCUGUUGCUGGAAUGGGGCCGAGUCGUGAGCGACGACCGGGAGACGAUGAUGUAUGAUGACGCCGAGACGACACGGCCGUGA
Purpureocillium lilacinum is the source of this 2880-nucleotide messenger RNA. RefSeq lists its product as uncharacterized. NCBI's taxonomy places the organism in Eukaryota, Fungi, Ascomycota, Sordariomycetes, Hypocreales, Ophiocordycipitaceae. The record is from RefSeq and is a predicted model, not a curated record.